ACGCGGAGCCGCCUGCCGGUCCUUUAACAAUGGGCGGCGCGAGCGCCCCGGCGCUGGGCCCGAGCUGAGGCCGGCGCUUCGCGGCCGACUGUCCGCAGCAUGAGCGGGGCCGGCGUCCCCCGCACGCUGGCGGGGCUGGGCCUGUGAGGGCCGCGGUUCCGGACUGAAGUUGCCGCGUCUGGCCAGGCGCGCCGCCCGGUCCCAUGGAGCUGGAGGGUCAGUGGUGGCGGGGACAGCUGGCUGCCGAUAUCCAUCAAGCUCUUCGAUACAAGGAGCUGAAGUUACCUUCCUACAAAGGCCAGUCCCCUCAACUAAGUCUUAGAAGGUAUUUUGCUGACUUGAUUGCCAUUGUGAGCAAUCGUUUCACCCUCUGCCCUUCUGCCCGACAUCUUGCUGUCUAUUUGCUGGACCUGUUUAUGGAUCGGUAUGACAUCUCUAUCCAGCAGCUGCAUUUAGUUGCACUUUCCUGUCUGCUUCUAGCAAGUAAAUUUGAAGAAAAAGAAGAUAGUGUGCCUAAGCUGGAGCAGCUCAACAGCCUGGGUUGUAUGACUAAUAUGAAUCUAGUAUUAACAAAACAAAAUUUGCUACAUAUGGAACUAUUAUUAUUAGAAACCUUUCAGUGGAACCUCUGCCUUCCAACAGCUGCCCAUUUCAUUGAGUAUUAUCUCUCCGAAGCCGUGCAUGAAACCGAUCUUCAUGACGGCUGGCCAAUGAUUUGCUUGGAAAAAACUAAACUCUACAUGGCCAAGUAUGCAGAUUACUUCCUGGAAGUAUCUUUGCAAGAUUAUGCCUUUCUAAAUUAUGCACCUUCUUUAGUAGCUGCAGCAUGUGUGGCUUCUUCAAGGAUUAUACUUCGUCUUUCUCCAACGUGGCCUACAAGACUGCAUCGUCUUACUGCUUACUCCUGGGAUUUCUUAGUGCAGUGCAUUGAACGGCUAUUGAUUGCUCAUGAUAAUGAUGUGAAAGAAGCAAACAAACAGAGAGGACAGGCAGGACCUCAGCCAGCACAACUAAGUGUGUUCCAGACAGCCUCCCAGCCCUCUCGGGCAGUUCACUUUCAGCAGCCUCAGUAUCUCCAUCAGACACAUCAGACCUCGCUGCAGUAUCGCCAUCCUGUAUCGGAACAACCAAGCUGUCAGCAGAUUGUAUCUACCACACACACCUCAUCUUACACACUACCGACAUGUCCUGCUGGCUUCCAAACUAGUGUUCAGGGCCUUGGGCACAUGCAGACUGGUGUUGGGAUGUCACUGGCAAUACCAGUAGAAGUUAAGCCCUGUCUGAAUGUUUCUUAUAACCGUAGUUAUCAGAUAAAUGAACAUUACCCUUGCAUUACUCCAUGCUUUGAAAGGUGAUUUUAUGCGAAGGUAAGACUGGUAACCCAGACUGUUUGUGACUCAAAGCUCUGGGGCAAGCUUUUUGUAAACUUCUCUUCAAAAGGAAAGGGAUCCAA
This is a messenger RNA of Balaenoptera ricei (Rice's whale), 1453 nucleotides long. Its product is annotated as cyclin-J-like. Gene Ontology annotation, molecular function: cyclin-dependent protein serine/threonine kinase regulator activity. Lineage: Eukaryota; Metazoa; Chordata; Mammalia; Artiodactyla; Balaenopteridae. The coding region runs from base 204 to 1355 and encodes 383 amino acids. Gene Ontology annotation, cellular component: cytoplasm; cyclin-dependent protein kinase holoenzyme complex; nucleus. The record is from RefSeq and is a predicted model, not a curated record. Gene Ontology annotation, biological process: mitotic cell cycle phase transition; regulation of cyclin-dependent protein serine/threonine kinase activity. The transcript has a single exon.